Melozone crissalis (California towhee) is the source of this 7644-nucleotide messenger RNA. RefSeq names its product MORC family CW-type zinc finger 2 (gene MORC2). The record is from RefSeq and is a predicted model, not a curated record. The transcript is spliced from 26 exons. Gene Ontology annotation, molecular function: zinc ion binding. The coding region runs from base 44 to 3130 and encodes 1028 amino acids. Gene Ontology annotation, cellular component: nucleus. NCBI's taxonomy places the organism in Eukaryota, Metazoa, Chordata, Aves, Passeriformes, Passerellidae.
CGCCGGUGCAUGCGGCGCGGGCGCAGGCCCAGGCCCAGGCCCGAUGGCGGCCACGUCCGCCAUGUCCCUGAGUAAUUACAGCAGCCUGAACCGGGCCCAGCUUACCUUCGAAUACCUGCACACCAACUCAACUACCCAUGAGUUCUUGUUUGGUGCCCUUGCUGAACUUGUAGAUAAUGCCAGAGAUGCAGAUGCCACGAGAAUAGACAUUUAUACUGAGCAACGAGAGGACCUGCAAGGUGGAUUCAUGCUAUGUUUUUUGGAUGAUGGAACAGGAAUGGAUUCAAAUGAAGCUGCCAGUGUUAUCCAGUUUGGUAAAUCAGCCAAGCGAUCACCUGAGUCAACUCAAAUCGGGCAGUAUGGAAACGGCUUGAAAUCGGGUUCCAUGCGGAUUGGGAAGGAUUUUAUCCUGUUCACAAAGAAAGAUAACACCAUGACUUGCCUCCUCUUAUCACGGACAUUCCAUGAGGAAGAAGGCAUCGACGAGGUCAUUGUUCCCCUACCCACCUGGAACGCACGGAACCGUGAACCCCUGACGGACAACAUGGAGAAAUUUGCUAUUGAGACGGAGCUCAUCUACAAGUAUUCCCCUUUCAAAUCAGAAUGGGAAGUGAUGGACCAGUUCAAUAAGAUACGUGGUGAGAAAGGCACUCUGGUGAUCAUCUUUAACCUCAAACUAAUGGAUAACGGAGAGCCAGAGCUGGAUGUGACUUCUGACCCUCAAGAUAUUCAGAUGGCAGAAACACCCCCAGAGGGAACCAAGCCGGAGCGCCGCUCCUUCCGUGCCUAUGCUGCUGUGCUUUAUAUUGAUCCCAGGAUGAGGAUCUUCAUCAAUGGACACAAAGUACAAACCAAACGACUCUCAUGCUGCCUCUACAAGCCAAGGAUGUACAAGUACACUUCAAACCGUUUCAAGACCCGUGCAGAGCAAGAGGUGAAGAAAGCAGAGCACUUGGCAAGGAUAGCGGAAGAGAAGGCUCGCGAGGCGGAGAGCAAAGCCCGUGCCCUCGAGUUACGCCUCGGAGGGGAUCUCACGCGGGAGUCUAGGGUGACAUUGCGUCAGGUCCAGAACUCUGCCAUCACCAUGCGGCGGGAGGCUGACGUCAAGAAAAGGAUUAAGGAUGCAAAGCAGCGGGCACUGAAGGAGCCCAAGGAGCUGAAUUUUAUCUUUGGGGUGAACAUUGAGCAGCGUGAGCUGGACGGCAUGUUCAUUUAUAACUGCAGUCGGCUGAUCAAGAUGUAUGAGAAGGUGGGCCCACAGCUGGAGGGUGGCAUGGCAUGUGGAGGAGUGGUAGGCGUGGUGGAUGUGCCCUAUUUGGUUCUGGAGCCAACCCAUAAUAAACAAGACUUUGCUGAUGCCAAGGAGUAUCGACACUUGCUGAAGGCCAUGGGAGAGCAUUUGGCUCAGUAUUGGAAGGAUGUUGCAAUAGCCCAGAGAGGUAUCAUCAAGUUCUGGGAUGAAUUUGGUUAUUUAUCAGCAAACUGGAACCAGCCUCCGUCUAGUGAACUGCGUUACAAGCGCCGGAGAGCCAUGGAGAUCCCCACCACAAUUCAGUGCGAUGUCUGUCUGAAGUGGCGGACUCUCCCGUUCCAGCUGAGCUCAGUGGAGAGGAACUACCCUGACACCUGGGUGUGCUCCAUGAACCCUGAUCCUGAACAAGACAGAUGUGAGGCUGCAGAGCAGAAGCAGAAGGUACCACUGGGAACUCUAAAAAAAGACUUGAAAUCAAAUGAGGAAAAGCAGAAACAACUGACAGAGAAAAUCCGCCAGCAGCAGAAAAAGCUGGAAGCUCUGCAGAAAACCACUCCAAUUCUGUCUCAGGCUGACUUAAAGAAACUACCUCUGGAAGUGACUACACGGCCUUCAAGGGAGCACACCCGAUCUCAGCGCCCACGAUCUCCUCCUUUGCCUGAUGUAAUCAAGAAUGCUCCCAGCAGGCCACCAGGAUCGUCACCUCCUCACAAGUCCUGCACUCAGCUGAAAAAAAGUUCUUCAGAUCAUCCAAAUACCAGCUCCCCCAAGCUAGCAAGCAUGCUCUUCAAGGAGGAGGCCAGCACUUCCAGGACACACCAUCACACUGUGACAGCUGGGAAGUCUAACAGCACUUUAAAAACUCUUGCCAAGCCAGGUACAAGCCUGAAGUCGCUCUCUGGCCAACAGAGUCCCAAAAGCUCACGUGAGACACCCAAUCCAAAAGCAGCCAAGGUGCCAGCAGUAAGGAAAUCUGCCUCUGGCAAAUGUUUACAGGCUUCCAGCACUCGAAAGAGGGCCUCGAACAUCCCAGAGGAUGGGUCUGAGGAGGAGGGUGAGCCCAAAAAGGAGAGGACAAAACGAGGAAAAUUUUUGGCACUGAAAGAAGAGAAGGAUUCCAAUGAGGUGGUGGUGGAGCUCACAGACAGUGCUGGAGAGGAAGAGUUGUUGGAACUGAAGAAAGCACAGAAAGAUAAAGGGCUGCACGUGGAAGUGCGUGUGAACAAGGAAUGGUUCACAGGCCGUGUCACAGCUGUGGAAAGGGUGAGGCAUGCAAUCCGGUGGAAGGUGAAGUUUGAUUAUGUCCCUACAGACACCACACCAAGGGAUCGCUGGGUAGAGAAGGGCAGUGAGGAUGUAAGGCUUAUGAAACCUCCCUCUCCUGAGUACCAGGCUCCAGACACACAGCAGGAAGAGGAUGCGGUCAUGGCUGAACCUUCUACCUCGGAUUGCAUCAGAAUCGAGCCUGACACCACUGGUCCCAGCAGCAGCCAAGAAACAGUUGACUUACUAGUCCAGAUCCUUAGGAAUUGUUUGCGAUACUUCUUGCCUCCAAGUUUUCCAAUCUCCAAGAAUGAGCUGAGUUCCAUGAGCUCAGAAGGGUUGUUGGCAUUUCCCUUGAAAGAAUAUUUUAAGCAGUAUGAGGUGGGUCUGCAGAACCUGUGCAAUUCAUAUCAGACACGUGCCGAUGCCCGGGCCAAAGCCUCUGAGGAAAACCUCCGGAACUUAGAAAGGAAGCUGAGGGAAACAGAGGAGAAACUGCAGAAGUUGAGGACUAAUAUCAUGACCCUUCUGCAAAAAGUGCAGGAGGACAUUGAUAUUAAUACAGAUGAUGAACUGGAUGCAUAUAUUGAGGACUUGAUCAUGAAAGGUGACUGAGCAGCUCCAGCACAAGUCGUGGAGAAGUGCAGAAGAGCUGGCUGCUGCAGAGGAAGAUGUGGAUCUCUGUGCAGGUGGACUGAGGCAGCUGAUGAGGAGAGAGUUUUUUAGACAGCGCUCAUGUUGGUGUACAACUUGUUCCUGUGACUGUACAUGAGAAGCAUUUGUGCUGUUGGCAGGAAAAUUUUUAACUUUGUAGUUCUCUAAAUCUCUUCCUUUUGUUUAUAAAUAUUUAUUUUUAAAAGAAAUGGGAACUGUGCCUGUUACAAUGGCUGGUUUUAGUGAUGUAGAAGUGUGAGUAUCGCUUUUGCAACUCAAGUAUAUUCAUAUGCUAAACCUGGGAGCUCGGAGCACCCUGCUUAGCUUACUGGUUCUCCAGCAAGAAGCUGGCAGGAAUUAAAAAAUAAGCCUUGAGUUGUGGCAGAGGGGGUCAGGCUUUUUUUGUGGAAGAUACUGAACUUGAGGUAGAGAAAGCCAAGCCAUGAAUUGGAGCUAUAGAAAGGCGAUGUCCUUGUAUGAGUGUGAGUAGAGGGGAUGGAACAUUGGUGGAACUCGGAAAUUGGCACUGGCACCUGCAGUUAGCUUCCUGAACAGGAGGUUGCUGCAAGUGGGUGAAACUGCCACCGUGGUAAUAGCCAAGAGGCUGAGGUCCUUGUAGAAGAGGAUCACCUCCUGGACUGCUCACAGUCAGAGGAAGAAUGCUGGCGUUUGGGUUCUCUGCUUGCAGUCACUUUAUCACUCACUUCUGCUGCUGUUUCUUUGAGACAUAAUUACAGCAUCAGAACAACUCCUCAUCCACCUGACAAUAAAGUGACCUCUGUUCUAUUUUCACCCCCUCAGUUUUGUGUUGCUUUGCUCAAUUUGCUCUACCAGGUAAUUUUAUUAUUAGAGAUUUCUAAUUAUUAGAGAGAGGCUAUUUGGAGCCUUUGGAGCCCUACACCGCUGAUUGGCAUCUGGCCCUGUGCCUGCAGCAAAGAAAACACCUCUCCCUUAUCCUUCAGCUGCAGCCAACUCCUGGUGAGCCACUUGUGGCCAAGGGGACUUGGUCAGAGUUUGUCAGCUGGCCAGCAGCUUCGCAGGCCUGCUAGGACAAAGCAUCUGUGGACUCAUGUUCGGAAACUGGAGUCUCCUGCAAGCCAGAUGGUUGUAAACAUGGUGUAAAGCAAGAGGAACCCUCUAUCAGGGAGGUCAGGUGGAAUGGACCCUGGAGAUUGACACCUGGAUGUGUAAUAGACAUCUUUCAGCAAACCCUUCCAAAUUAAAAAUCUGUUGCACCAAAAAUCUUUGGCACUAAUUGUUUAUAGUCCUGAAUAACUCCCAAGUUUCUACACACCACAGAAGAGGGGGAAGGCUUUUGCUUAUUACCUGAAUUACAGGUGCUUAGCACAGCACAUGGUGAGACUGCUUCCAUCCCAAAUCUGGGCCUGACAUCCCACAAUAAAUAAAGGUAAGGAGUAUUCCCCUCUCCUCAUACACCCUCCUGCACAAAGGGGCAGCAUUUCUUAAGCAAAGGAACAGGCUCCACCAGUCUCCAUUUCUUCACACAUACUGGAGAUUUAUUAGUUGUGAUGAUACACUGCAGUUUCUGAUGAAAAUAAUCCAGAGAAGAUGCAUUUUUUAUUAAGGUGAAAGAAGUCUUUGUCCUUCCCAGGAGACAGCAGACAUUCUAAAGAAGGAGAUUUUGUUAUAUUGCAGUUCAGAGCUGCUGCUGCACACAGGCUUCAAUUUUGGACACCCAGAGGGCACCAGGAUGGGGCUAACUGUUCUUACAUAGUUCUUGAGCUUCCUGGCACAGUUUGAUUUCCUACUUCUCCCAUGUUAGGAAAGUGCAAUUGUUUUGAGGUUUGGUCUUUUUCCCCUCUUUUCUGUGGAACUUCUCAUUUCCAAUUUUAACUCUUGUUUUUUAAUGCAUUUAAUUGUUUUGAUCUUCUACCAAGGUUUUUUGCUAGGAAGAGAAAGCCAAGAACUUUUAAGUGCCAGUAAAAUAGAUUUUUCAUUCUCAAACCCUUUUGGACAAUGCUCUGCAGCUGCUCUUUUCUUUUUCUUGAUUUUGUUUCUAUAAAUUUGUUAGGCAAUUCUGUGUGUAACAUCAGGUUUUAGUAACACCUCUAAAACCCAUAGGCUCAGAAUGCCUCCAGAGGGAAUCCAAACUCCCGGCUCCAAGUGGGGUAUACUCCAAAGCUUUAUAAAGUGGUUCAGGGCAUUUUCCUGUUGAGCUCUUAAAAUCAGGGGUAGAGACUGCCCCACAGCUCUGCACCACACACCACUCCUAUGGGUGUUCUUCCCUGGUAUCACACAGGGAUGUCCCUAUCACAUCUUGAAGGUCAUUCCAGCUGCCAUCAAAAACCUGUCCCCUGCCUCUAACCCUGUCAGGACACCUCUGUCCUGCAUUUAAGCCUCUUGAUGCCUCAGAUGUUCCCCUAAGUCUUCGUCUGCUGUUUCUUACAGCAGAAAUACUAAGGACAUAAGUUUCCUUUUGCACAACAUUUUCCUCCCUCUCUCUAUGGCCAGCUUAAUCCCUUGUUUAUAUAUUCCAUAGUUGAAAUUUCUCCCAGAGCUGUCAGCUGGAUACUUCAUGCCAGCUUACUUCUUGUGGGCAGGUUGCAUUUUUCCUUCAAGCUCUCUGCCACGUUCCCUUUGCAUCUGUUUCCGAGAGCAGUAGAUGACUGAUGUUCUCGCCUGCAGGAAAGUAAAGAUGAGGGUCACUCAUGAGAGAAACCAAGGGAAUCUGGGAAAUUUGCCAAUUCUUGAUAGUUGCUAUGAACUAAAAUGCUGUGGAAAUGGAGAGGAUGUCCUGGCAUGCACAGCUCUGCAGAGGUGUAAAGUAACACUGAUCUUUUUUGGAUGGAGAACGCUGAGGAGUGUGUGUUCUCAUUGUCCCUAAGAGUUCAUCAGUGCCCAGAGUUGCUUCUUAGCAAGGAAAUGAGGAGGACUGUGUCGUUCCUGUCCUUUUGAAGCACUUCUUGAAUCACUUUUUGAGUCCCAACUAGAGCUUUCACCUUGUCUUAGUUUGAAAAGCAAGUGUCUACCAAGGUGUCUGCCUUGGUGUCUGCCAAGGAAGGCAGGAACAUCUUUUGGAAUGGAGACUAUAACCCCCUUCCCUCAGAAUUAUUUUAACUUUGAAAUUUAGGGGCUUUUGGGCAAAGAUUUGGGAAAAGGAAUAGCAGCUCUUUCCUAGUAUGCAUCCCAAGGCAAACAGACACCAACUGCGGCAUUCCCAACACCCAGAGGCAGAGACGCAGUCCCGCCAUUUCCCCUCUGGUGCCGUUCCGGGCGCAGCCGCCAGGGGCGCUGCUGGCUCUGGGCAGGGCGGGGGCGAUGAUUCCCCCGCGCCUGCAGGGGGCGCUGUGGCGCAGGCUCGGUCAUUUCUCUCACGUUGUAAUGGCGGACAUGCUGGCGGAAGGGUUGGGAAAAGGGCUUGCUCCACAAACCUCCAGGGGCAGCCGAUCCCAGUGCCUAAUCAGGAAUCUUGGAAGUGGCAAGCUGAAACGGCAGGAACGAGCUCACCUGGGAUAGCAAGCAAUAGUCAGCUGUAGUAGGAGCUGUGGUGUGUCCUGGCAGGCAGGGAGUGUGGGGUUAACAGUCUUGCAAAAAACCCCUUGAGCAGGAGCUGAGCAGCAGCAGACCGUCUCCCAAACUGGGCCCAGAGAGGCUUCCUUGGAGAGAGAAGGGGCUCAGGGAUCCUGGCAUUUCCCCUGAGGCACCUCAGCAGAUGGUGAAGGAUCCUGUAUUUGCUGUGGAAGGGUGCUGAUAAGGUCUCAGUGCAACAGCCGCUCUUACAAGCAGCACUCCACUCAUGGUAGGAGGCAGCAGGAGACUGAACGUGGUGCUGGUUGCAAAUUCUUCCCGCAGCGACCGAAGCCUCUUUCCCCUCUGAAAGCUGAGAGAGCAGGAGAGGUAGGAGCUGCUCCCAAACCCAUUUUCCCCAGCCCAGUUCUCUCAGUAUCUCUGGCCCUCUGAGAGAAACCCUCUCGGAGUAGAGGGUAAGAGAAGUGCAGCUAGGUGCCCUGCCCCUCAAGUUUGGCAACUUCUUUUGUCUCUCUUAAGUACCAAUUAUAUUUUCUUAGAGACAGAUGGGACAAAAUUCCAUGAGAGAAAGAAACAAAAGGAAAAAAUACAAAGCCCAAACACCUCCAUUAAAGAUGCAAGCAAUUGCUGUCACAUAGAGCAGAUCCUGUGAGUACCGGUCUCAGUUUGGACACAAAUUCUGGGAGAAAAAUGCUCUAAAAUUACUGUUUUUCUCUAAAGAGAGGGCUUCAAUUGACACGUGGAGAGAGACUCUAAAACUCAAAGACAAAAUGAGUUUUAAAGUAGGUAUGUUUUUAUUUGGCCAGAUGGAUGGGAAUAUUGCUACAAAGACAUGCGUACCCCUUGUACAGACAUGGUUUUCUUUUAUCCUCUAGAAUGUUACAUAUGCGUCAUGUUUCAGAAUAGAUUAUUUCCUGGCUCCUCUCCCUCUCUACUUUGUAUGCUAAUCAUCUUAUCAGUCCAUUGCUGGUGCGCAGUUGUCUCUG